This is a messenger RNA of Ipomoea nil (Japanese morning glory), 1484 nucleotides long. RefSeq names its product nuclear transcription factor Y subunit A-7-like. Lineage: Eukaryota; Viridiplantae; Streptophyta; Magnoliopsida; Solanales; Convolvulaceae. Gene Ontology annotation, biological process: regulation of transcription by RNA polymerase II. The transcript is spliced from 6 exons. The record is from RefSeq and is a predicted model, not a curated record. Gene Ontology annotation, cellular component: CCAAT-binding factor complex. The coding region runs from base 275 to 1117 and encodes 280 amino acids. Gene Ontology annotation, molecular function: DNA-binding transcription factor activity, RNA polymerase II-specific; RNA polymerase II cis-regulatory region sequence-specific DNA binding.
CUCUCUCUCUCUCUCUCUCUCUCUCUCUCUCUAUCUCUCUUUCACUCUCUCUGUCGUUUUCAUCUUCUACUGCUACAUGGAAUCCACGCAUGAACCCCAAACAAAAUAAAAUAAUAAUAAUAAUAAUAAUUCUUAUAAGUAUCGAAGUUCCCCCAGGCAGUGUCGAUGCAUUUCCACAAACAGAAAGCUAUCUACAAAGACAAACAACGUUAGAAAGUAGUUCAGUUCCAUUUCUAUCCAUCUCUUCAACAGGUGUGAAUAUAUACACAUUAUUAUGCAACAGAUUAGAAGAAGCCAAAUGGCAUCAGAUGCAAUGAGCAGUAGUGGUACACCUGCAAGUUCCUGCACAAUUGGUUCAUUCACCUGGUGCCAAGCAAUGGUGUCCAGAAAUCCAUGGAAUAACACAUUAUAUGAAAACAGUAGUGCUGUUGAUCCAGGGAAUAAUGCAACAUCUGCACAUAUGCUCUGGGAAGAUAAUGGAGGAAUGCACCAUACUGCACCAGAGCCUAAAGGGUUUACAGAACUGCACACAUCAGAUAAAAAUUGCAAAGUGGAAAGUGAAAAUGUUGCAAUGUCCCCGCACCAUUCUAGGCCUGCAACUGAACAUGACCUUAUGGGUCACUCUAUUCAGUGUGCACCAUAUCCCUAUACAGAACCUGCUUUCCUCGGUGCAGCUGGUGGAGAGUCUGUGGUUCAUCAAAGUGCACAAGGAGUGAGAAUGGUGUUGCCGCUGGAAGUGACGACAGAGGAGCCUGUUUAUGUGAACGCCAAACAGUACCAUGGAAUUCUCAGGCGAAGGCAGCUCCGGGCAAAGGCUGAGCUGGAAAACAAAGUGGUUAAGAACAGAAAGCCUUAUCUUCAUGAAUCCCGGCACAAGCACGCCAUGAGAAGAGCCAGAGACGGCGGGGGCCGCUUCGUGAAUAAAAAGAAGUCUGAUUCCACAAGCAACAACACCCCCCCAUGCAGCAGCAACGUUAACUCCAGUGAAGCCAAGAACUGUAUUUCAGACAGCCAUGGCUGCCCAGGCUCUGAAGCUUCUGGGAUGCAGGGCAGUGCAGAAUAUGUGCAGUGGGGUUAUGAGUAUCAGCGUUUCAAAGUCAUGAAAGACUGGGUGUGAACUGAAAAAGAAGAAGAAGUCUGGAGAUUGGAGAAUACAUACAAUCUCUGAAUCUAUCUCCCCCAUAUAUAUACUUAUGUAUAAUGUGGUUGGUCUGUCUCUGAUCUGAUCUGAUGAUUGUGUAGAAUAUGUAAGGUUGGAGAGAAUAACAUACAUACAUACAUGUUUGAUCUUGGCAAGCAGCUAUAAGUGUAAUGGCUGCUGGCUUGAAUUGGCUUUUACCAUUCAUUUUCUCAGGCAAUUCAUUCUUGGCUAAUACUUCAUAGUUGCGUGUAAGCUAUGGAGAAACAGAUGGAAGAAGAAGACCUAAGCUCAUAGCUUAGCUUGUUAUUGGCUUAUUAGCUAAUGUGAUGUUUGAUCAAUGCAA